GCCUCUUCCAGCUUGUGCUAUCCUAUGAAACUUUUGCUUGUUUGUCUGAAUUGAUGAGAAAAUCUUACAGUGACAAGUUCUCUUUACAGAAUGAUUGGGGAGAGGUUUUAGUAUAAACACCUUUUCUAAAAUCAGUUGAGAUUUAAAUCAAGUACCAUUGAGCCAAGUUCCUGUUAACAUCUGUGCCUGGAUCUCCUUGUUGAAACAUUUACCUAUUUUUUUUUAAUCCUGCUUCUUGAUUAAAGAUCCACAUUCUUGCAAAGUGGCUGACACUACCUCAAAAAAGUACUUGUUCCUUGGAAUAGUUUGUUCAAGGAACUCUGAGAAGUGCAUUUUAACGUUCUUUUUAUCUUUACAACGCUUCUUUAUGGUAGGUCAGGCCAACCUGGGUUUGCUCAGCAUCAUCAAACUGGCUUACCAGCACAGAUAAUGCUCAAGAAUCCUGGGAAUAUAUUGGGAGGGCCAUGGGUUGCCUACUCCUGCUCCUAUCUCAGCAUUGUGUAAUGGUUCUCUUGGGACACCUUGCUGUGUGUGUGUGUGUGUGUGUUUAUGAAAGCCUAAGAUAAACGGAUUCAAAGGAAGGGGAAUGAAUUAGAGACUGAAAUAGCAUUUUCAAAGGUUGAACUCACCCAGAAAAGACAUGACUACCGUAGUGGGUAAGUGGGUCAUGCCUGCCGAUUCGGGAGCAGAUGUCCAUUAGGGCUGUCUUCCGUCUCCUGCUCUCUCUAGGUUUUCUCCCACUGCUGUUGCACAUGCUACUAUAGGAAUAAUUCCAGUGGAAACAUAUACUGGGAUUGGGUUCAUGGCAUCUCAUGGUACCUUGGGCAAACUCUGCAGCGAUCACAAGGCAUCAGAACCUCUUCUGUUUUUUCCUAAUUUUGUUGUUCUUGGCUCAGUCUUACUGAUUCCUAAACUUUCCCCUUUUCCUCCGAAGAGCUGGAAGAUCAGCGAUCCUGCGAUGGGGUCCAGUCAAUGUAACGGAGGCUGGCUGCAGAUCACCCAGCAGGCAUUAUGGAUGAGUGGGGAUUUGAGCAUUACCUCUCCAAAGACGCCAUGGCACGGCGUAUGCGCAACAGCAGAGCCUGGCACUAUGUCCUGAGUGGGGUACGCCGUGAUGCAGACUCGCGGGCAGUAGCGUUGGCUUCGGGACCUCGUGGCUGGUCAUAUGACUCUGAUGGGCAGCACAGUGACUCUGAUUCAGAGCCCGAAUUUCCUUCUCUGUUGCCUUCCAUACCCACAGCAAUCCCGGUAACAGGAGAGUCCUACUGCAAUUGUGAGAACCAGAACGAAACCCCAUACUGGUCCAGUGUCCAUGCUGUCCACCGGAUUAAAGACUGUCAGUGUGGAGAGGAAGAUGAGUAUUUUGAGUGGGUGUGGGAUGACCUGAACAAAUCGACGGCAACACUGUUGACCUGUGACAACCGCAAAGUGAAUUUCCACAUGGACUACAGCUGUGGCACUGCUGCCAUCCGAGGGAACAAGGAGCUCUCAGAGGGGCAACACUUCUGGGAAAUCAAGAUGACGUCACCGGUCUAUGGCACUGACAUGAUGGUGGGAAUUGGGACAUGUGACGUGAAUCUGGACAAGUACCGUCACACAUUUUGUAGCCUGCUGGGCAGAGAUGAAGACAGUUGGGGCCUCUCCUAUACAGGGCUCCUCCAUCACAAGGGAGACAGAGUCAACUUCUCAACGAGGUUUGGCCAAGGCUCCAUUAUUGGGGUGCACCUGGACACAUGGCACGGGACUCUGACCUUCUACAAGAACAGGAAGUGCAUAGGUGUUGCAGCCACCAAACUGCAGAACAAGCGCUUCUACCCCAUGGUGUGUUCGACGGCAGCGAAGAGCAGCAUGAAGGUGAUCCGUUCCUGUGCCACCCACACCUCCCUGCAGUACCUCUGCUGCUACCGCCUUCGCCAGCUGCUUCCUGGCUGUGUGGACACGCUCGAAGUGCUGCCCCUUCCCCCAGGACUCAAGCAGAUUCUGCACAACAAACUAGGCUGGGUGCUAAGCAUGAACUGCGGCUCGCUCCAGCCCUCGUCUUCUGCCUCCUCGGGAAGCGAUUCAGAUUGCUCAGACGCUGAGGUGUGCCAACGGAAGAGAUGCAGGAGGACAUAAAUUUUCCUUAGAACAAAGACAAUGUCUUGAAGGAGGUUUUCCCUCUGCCUCCGCAAGGGUGGUUCAAGCUGGGGCCCAUCUUAAAGAUGGCACUUUUGACUAGCAGCUGUUUUUUGCCCUCCCUUAGAGUCUUGUCUGCAUUGCAAGAUCUGCCUUCCACGGGCCCACAGUCUUGCAAGCCGAUGCCCGCACUCCUGCUCGUCAACGGCAGCCUGCAACUUCUAUGGAAGAGGCUGCUUGCAACCAGAGACUUUGACCGGCCAGCUGCUUCCAGCAAGAAAACAGAUGGGUCCUGUUCAGUAGAAGAAAGUGGGGUGGCGACCCACUGUGCGGCGUUGGCCUGUCAUUCUGAUGGUGCCUCCGACACCGCAGGGCAGAGGAGCGGUGGUCCUUAGAGGAACAAAAGGGCUCUUGUAUCUGGUGUUUUUCCUCAGGUUUUGGCACUGACAGCCCUGGCUAUGGGGGUGGGGGGUGGUAUAUGCUGCUCGCUUCGACUGUAACGGAUCUCCUGUGAGCCUUGCAACUUCUUUAAUCACUUUGCAUGUUUAACUGCUGCUUCUCCUGUAUUGAGCUAUAUGAAAUGGCAAUUAAAACACAAGCCUGUAUUGAUUCUGA
Molecule: messenger RNA, 2730 nt
Organism: Varanus komodoensis (Komodo dragon)
Lineage: Eukaryota; Metazoa; Chordata; Lepidosauria; Squamata; Varanidae
Gene: SPSB3
Product: splA/ryanodine receptor domain and SOCS box containing 3
Exons: 7
Coding region: 1012-2115 (367 amino acids)
Biological process (GO): proteasome-mediated ubiquitin-dependent protein catabolic process
Cellular component (GO): SCF ubiquitin ligase complex
Molecular function (GO): protein binding
Source: RefSeq, a predicted model, not a curated record